Paralichthys olivaceus (Japanese flounder) is the source of this 3774-nucleotide messenger RNA. Lineage: Eukaryota; Metazoa; Chordata; Actinopteri; Pleuronectiformes; Paralichthyidae. The record is from RefSeq and is a predicted model, not a curated record.
GUCUGAAAGUGCAAUGGCGAUAUUGGACAAUAACAGCCGUCGCUUUCGGGGACCACAUCUCUAUUAUGUGGCUGAGGCUGGAGCAAACACCGUCAGCGGGCUGCAGACGCGCGUGUAACAUCCCGCACGGUGCGCGAGCGUCAACGUGCCACCGGGAGACGUGAUUCCACGACCCGUGCACGCGAUGACGGCUUAGACCCGAACCGCUGGUGCCACGUGUGAAGAGACACCAUGGCCGCACAGGAACCUUCCCCUCCUUCGUCCAUGGAGAGCAACAAGCCCGGGUUCCCCAAGAAGAUCCUGGGCAACAAGCUGGAGGACAAGCACCUGUGCAACUGCUGCCACAACAUACUCCGUCGACCGUUUCAGGCCCAGUGUGGACACCGCUUCUGUUCCUACUGCUUCAACAGGACAGUCAGUAAUGGACCCCAGAAAUGCAGUGCCUGCAUUAAAGAGGAUAUUUUUGAGGACCCUACGUCCAUUUUGAAACAAGGAUGUGCUUUUCCUGACAACGCUGUUCGAAGGGAAGUUGAGAACCUAUCAGCUGUUUGUAUCAAUGAAAAUUGCACUUGGAAAGGCAGCAUUAAAGAGUACGAGCUGAACCACGAGGGGAAGUGUGAGUUCAUGAUCAUCCCCUGCCCGUCCUGCAAAGAACGGAUCCGCUUCAACGAACAAGAACGCCAUAAUGAGCGAGAGUGCCCGGAGAGAACGCUCAACUGCAAGUACUGCAAGGAGCCAUUUCACUUCAAAAACAUCAAGGCACAUGAUGAGAUCUGUCCCAAGUACCCGAUGAUCUGUGAAGGCUGCGCCAAGAAGAAAAUACCCAGAGAGAAGUAUGUCGACCAUAUUAAGUUCUGCAGCAAAUUCAGAACUCCGUGUCGAUUUCAUGUUGUGGGAUGUGACAUUUCUGUGGAGAAGGAGAAGAUUCAUGACCAUGAGCGCGCCUACGCCUACGAGCACCUCAAUUUGUUGUUGCACUACAUCAUGGGCAUGAAAGUGAGCAUGGAGGGCCUGCAGCCCCAGGGACUGGAAGUAGCCGGACACAAACUGGUGGAGCUCCAACAGUCCCUCAGGGAGCUCGAGGCCAGAGUCUCCCAGCUCAUCACCACCUCCUCUGGGCCUCCCGUGCAGGGAGCCGCCGCCUCCUCUUCAUCCUCCAGCUCCGGUCCCCCCGGUCCACCUGCUUCAGCUCCUCUCCCCCCACCACCCACUCUGGCUCCCACCCUCUCUGUGUCCACCUCUUUCACACCUUUGCCCAGCUCGGUGGGAGCAGCGCUGGAGCUCCAGCUCCACAGCGAGAAGACCAAGGUGGCCGAGCUGGGGCGCAGGUGCACGGAGCUGGAGGUCAAAUCAGGCACGUUUGAAAAUGUGGUGUGUGUGCUGAACAGAGAAGUGGAGAGGUUUGCCACCACCAUGGAGGCCAGCAACCGUCAGCAUAAACUGGACCAGGAUAAGAUCGAGGCUCUCAGUAAUAAGGUGCGACAGCUGGAGAGGACAGUGGGGCUGAAGGACCUGACAGUUGCUGAGAUGGAGGGCCGGCUCAGAGAAAUGUCUGCCACCACCUUCGACGGUGUCUUUGUCUGGAGGAUCUCUGAUUUUGCCAAAAAGAGACAAGAUGCAAUCGCAGGUCGAGCCCCUGCCAUGUUCUCACCAGCCUUCUACACCAACAAGUAUGGCUACAAGAUGUGUCUGCGGAUCUAUCUGAAUGGAGAUGGGACGGGGCGUGGCAGCCACUUGUCUUUGUUCUUCGUGGUGAUGAGGGGGCUGAGUGACGCUCUGCUCAAAUGGCCCUUUAACCAGAAGGUGACAUUGAUGCUGCUGGACCAGAGCAACAGGGAGCACAUCAUCGACGCCUUUCGACCUGAUGUCACGUCCUCCUCCUUCCAGAGACCCGUGAGCGAGAUGAACAUCGCCAGCGGCUGUCCGCUCUUCUGCCCGCUCUCCAAGCUCGAUGCCAAGAACUCCUACAUUCGCGACGACACCAUUUUCAUCAAGGCAAUCGUGGACCUCACUGGCCUCUAGAUGGGUGAUUCCACAGGGUGGGACAAUUUGGCAACCAGGCAGCUCUUAGACCAUUACGGCUUCAUUUUGGCUCAGUCGUGGUCCCUCUAGGGCUCCUCCGUUCAGGCAUCUUACUGUCCCUCUGCAGCUUUAGGGAGACAAACAUGCUUGCAACUGCACGCUGGGUGUGGCUGCAGUUUGCUCAGUCCAGGCGGCGCUGGCAUCGUCAUACCCGGUGGUCUCUAUGCGCGAACCACCGUCAUUAGUGUACAUUUUGGGAGCAAAACUUUUUUUUCCCUUUUGACUUCACAGCACCAGUCCCAUGGUGAUGAAGUGUCACUUCUAUUCUGCACAUACGUUUUCAGUUAAAGGACACAGACGUGAGCACCAGUGCAGCGUGGUCGGCACAGUGUCGAGUCGAAACAAAAUGUUGACGGAGUGAAAAGAGCGGAACAGCAUCUUUUUUCAUCUCCUGCGUGUGAAGAGUUGGGACAUGCAGACUGUGUUAGUGGAGGAUUGUAGAUUACAGGUCGUGUAAGUGAUGAUUCUGAUGUUGCUGUAGAACGCUGGCAGUAGACUUGUACUAGAGUUAGAGCGUGGCUUGAUGCAGUUUUAGCUUUUUCUUGCAGACUGUGGAUAUUGUGAGCUUCUCAAUUCCAGUGUGGAGUGAAUUUGCAUAGACAAACGUGGAGUUAUGUUAUGAAUAAGAUUACAGGCGUUUAUUUUUGCCUCUUUUUUUGCGCAAAGUGCAUGCUGCUGGCGUUUUAAGUAUAAAGUUGCUCCUUAAUAUGACUGAGCUUUAUGAGGGUUCCUCGUUUGUUGUGAAACUUGUUAGUGAAUUAGCCAUCCGUGAUGGUGGACAUUGCCUGCAUGUCUUUGGAAACAGGCUAUUUACAUGUAAAGUUAGUGUCGCGUAAGUGUUCCUAAUAGGGGUUGGUGGUUCUGAUCGGUGGAUUGGUACAUCUGUGGAAGAUACAGUGAAGUUACCAAGGAGUCAGGGCAGCUUGCCAGUCAAGCCUGAGGCGUAAAACUCCAACAAACACACAUAGAUGGAGUUUUCCCCCGGGGAUAUGCUCAUUAGCUCACAUCUCAACACAUAGUACUGUGCCCCACCACAGACUGAGGUCAACACAGAUUCCACGAAAUGAAGGAAAUGUCCGUUCCUUGUUUUCUGUCCUUACGGUAUAUGUGUUUCUGCUGCUCUGAGAUAGAAUCUAAUAUAUAUGUUGGCGCAAAUAUACAUGAGGUAAAUGUGUGUGGCGAGAGGCUGAAUACAAGAAGUUGUGAUACGUUGUUGUAGGUGACGGGCCAUUGUGGACUUUAUUUAUUGCAGAUUGAUGUUCAAGUGCAGCCCCAGAUUAACUUCGAGACUUCAGUGUUUUAAUGUGCUCUCACUUAUCUCCAAUACGGCACCACAAAUCAAACACAUGGAUCGACAGUAUUUACACAUAUAUAUCGAGAUGUUUCUGCAAUUAUUCUACGUGUCCACCAGGGAUUGCUGUUCUACUUACUUAGCAUGCAUGCUGAGGUUUUAAGGUUUCACGCUGGCCUGUUUGAAAACCAGUCUCGACCUGUAUUGGAACCUCUCUGUGCAUGGGAGGCUUCAAUUCAUAUUCACUAUGGAGUUUCACGCCGGUUUCCUACGCGUGUGAAAGCAUUUAUUUGUAUUUGUUUGGAUGAGAAGACGUAAUCAUAGAAUAGUUAUUAUGUUAUAUCUGGCGCUGCUUCUGUUUCAACAGAUGCCUCUGCCUAUAUUCAUAGCAAUUUAUAUAU